GCGUACGCGGCCGUGAUUGUUGUGAAGAUGGCGGAGGGAGAGACAGAGAAGGAAUAUGAUACACGGAAAGCUAUCGAGGUGCUUCGAGAACAGUUCCAAGAAUUAACUACAAUAUUAAAAGAGAGCCCGAUAUCAACGUUGGAGGCUUCUUUGCAUUACUGCCAGGAAUUCUGCAAAGUCCUUGUAGAACAUGCAGGACGGUGGAAGACAGAUGAGGAUCCACUGCCUUUGCUGGAGGUUUACACCUUGGCCAUACUCAGCUAUGCAAAGGCCACUCCUUGUCUCUCCUCCGAAUGUGAAAAUGUGCCACUUGUACUUGAAAAGCUAACACUGAGCUGUGUGGAGUUGCUGCUCUUGUUGCCAGAGCCUGUACCUGGUGUCUUAUGGGAGGACUUCCAGUCCUCUGUGAAGUUGGCACACAACUUUUUACAAGAAAGUGGCAACAUGCAGCUCCACAUGCUGUCAGCUCUGGCUCAGGAGCAUGGCGUGUGGUCCAACACCACACUUAGCCGCAUUCUCUCAAAUGACAUGCCUGAGAUUGAGAGAGUUCAUGAAUUUUUGGAUUUGGAAGGUCCCACACUUCUUAACAUGCGCAUAAAGCACCUUAUGAAAGGUGGAUGCAUUGAGAAGGCUGCCGUCCUGUCCAAGGUGUGUUCAGAGUACCCGGGAUAUGAAGGAAAAGGAAACUUCAAGCAAACAUAUCUGGUUUGCAUUUGUAUGACAAAAUCACCAGAGCAACUAGUGGAAGAGAUUACACAUGUGGACUGUAAAGAUGCUCUAGAGAUGAUAUGUAAUCUAGAGUCAGAAGGGGAGGAGAAAGAGGCUCUUUGUUUGUGCGCUGCGUUCCUAAAGAAACAGCUUCUCCAGGGAGACAUGUACUGUGCCUGGGAGCUCACUCUUUUCUGGAGUAAGCUAGUGAUGCGUGUGGAAUCCUCGGCAGAGAUGUUUCUCGCUCAGUGCAGGAAUAUGGCCCUUCUCUCCAGGAGUGUGUGUCACAUUCUCUUCCUCAUUAAAGUGAUCCAAUCUGAGGCCGAGGGGACAGGACUGCCGGCAUGUAUUGAGAUGUGCAUACAAGCUCUACAGAUGGCUUCCAGCGACAACACGGACAGCAAAGUGACCAUCUGCAAAACAAUAUCCUGCCUUUUGCCCAUUGAUCUAGAGGUCAAACGGGCAUGCCAACUGACGGAGUUCCUUCUCCAGCCUACUGUGGACUCGUACUACGCAGUGGAAUCACUCUACAAUGAACCAGACCAAAAGCUGGAUCAAGAGGAGAAUCUACCAGUACCCAAUUCACUACGCUGCGAGUUACUGUUAGCCUUGAAGACACAGUGGCCUUUUGAUCCAGAGUUCUGGGACUGGAGAACCUUAAAGCGCAAUUGCUUGUCACUGAUGGGCGAUGAGGCAUCCAUUGUGUCAUCAAUUGACACUCUUAAUGACACUGAUGACUAUGAGACUGAGGUAGCAGACAAGGGCCCAGAAUUCACUGACCUGCAGGAUUUUCUUACAAACACUACAAAUGAACUGAAUGAAAUUACUGAUGAGAAAGAAAAAAAUAGAGAAGCUAAGAAAUUAAGGGAGCAGGGAUUUGUUUCUGCAAGGUUUAGGAAUUGGCAGGCCUACAUGCAGUAUUGUGUUUUAUGUGACAAAGAGUUCUUGGGUCACCGGAUUGUUCGUCAUGCACAGAAGCAUUUCAAGGAUGGGGUCUAUAUGUGCCCGAUUUGUGCAGAUAGUUUUGACAGUAGGGAGGUUUUGGAUCCACAUGUUGCAUCACAUGUAAAGCAAUCUUGCAAAGAGAGACUUGCAGCUAUGAAAGCCCAGAGCAAAAUACGCAAGCCACCACAAUCCCCAGGCAGCCAGUCUAAAAGCUUCAAAGAUACUGUCGUGAAGGUCGAGGCCAGUUCAAGCGAUGGAAAUCACACCAGUUCUGACACAUUGGUCCAAGUCAGUCCACAGAAACCUCCACCCAAAUGUGAUCAGGAGUUUACUGAUGACUGCUCCUGUCCUGUUACCAACUGUAACAAAGUUUUCAAGUUUUUCCGUCAUCUGAUGUGCCAUGUAAGAGCCCAUAAAGAUGACGAAGAAGCCACUCAUUUCCUCGAGUUACAGAAGCAGAAGGUAGUGUGCCAGUAUUGUCGUCGGCACUUUGUCAAUGUUAGGCACCUCAAUGAUCAUUUGCAAAUGCACUGUGGCACUAAGCCGUAUUUCUGCAUACAGCUGAAUUGCACAGCAAACUUCAGCUCAAAUUCUGAGCUCCUAAUGCAUAGGAGACUACAUACAGAAUUCAAAGCGCAGUGCAUGUUCCCUAAUUGCGGGAUGAUUUUCAACGAGGCUUAUCUCCUGUAUGAUCAUGAGGCACAGCAUUACCUUACCUACACUUGCAGAAUGGCAAAUUGUGGGAAGACUUUUGAUUCACAGAUCCAGUUCAAGCAGCAUCAGGACAGCCAUGGACCAAAUGAUGCUCUCGUUAAUGAGAACAACCUUGAACCUAAAAUGGAACCAUCAACCCAGUACUCCCCAAGUAAAGAGGGUAAAUGCUCAGCCUUUGUUCGCCUGGAACGGAUUAAUGAACAGGAUUACAUGAGGGAAGGGGCCCUCAAAUCAGACACAUUAAGGUCUCCGCAGCACCCUAAAGAACUGGGACCUGUGAGAGUGAAACACUCAGUUGAAAACAUGCUGAAUUCUGUUAUGAGCCCCACAAACGAACCACAGAAGUGUUAUACCCCGUUGACUCCACCUCCUGCAUUACAGCUGGGGGAUGGCAGACCAGAUCCCCAUCUUCCACAACCACACCAUGCUGCUAUGGCAGCAAAUGGUGAGAAUCCCAUGGAUCCCUGUACAACCAAACAUGUGAAACAGGACCUGGAAGAGAAACCUGAUAAUGGAGUACCCCCUGUUUAUCAGAAAGUGUUGCCACAGAUAUUUCCCACACCAGCAAUUAAGAGUGAAAACCCUUUUUCGUUAGUAGGGUACCCCACCACUCCUACUGUUUCUAGCAGUGAUGAGAACGCUCACAGCUGUCCAUUUGAGGACUGCACACGCUCUUACAGCACCAACAAAAGCCUUUCCAGGCAUGUAAAGAAAAUUCACCCUGACAUUUUUGAGAAAUGGAAAUUGGCCAAGAAAUACAAUAAAGUUGUCAAGAUAACAGCAAAAAAGAUGUCAUCCAAGGCUUCAGAUGUUGAUUCACCAUGCCAAGAGGACAGGACACAGCAUCACCUGUCACCUCUAUGCAAUAAUACUGGGCUGCAACAGAUGGAAUACCCAAUUGCAUGUUCAAGCUCACCCGCUCCUUGCUUUCCUGUCUCCACUGAUCCAGUGCCUAUUACUCCAAUGAUAAACCACUCCAUGUACCCUCAAUGGGGCAAUACACAGACGCCCACUGGACUGAUGCAUGCAGACAUGUCUCAAGCCUGGUCUACAUCUUCUGUGAACAAUUGCUAUGCAGAUGCCUACCACAUGAAUGAUUACCCAUCCAGGAUCUUAAACCACUGGCAGUCAGAGCCUUAUCAAACCCCAGCUGUUCACCCAUCAGAGAGGGACAAAGAGCAUUUAAUGGCUGCUAUCCACUGUGGUACUAUCCCACAUGGUUGUUCAGAACCAAGUUUGAUGAAUGAAAUGUCUCAAUAUGUGUCAAGCUCUUUAAUGUUGGAUAAUGGGGUACAAGUGCACAAUGGUGGACACCAAUAUGGGAUUAUGCAUCCAGAUGUCCAUCCAGAUAGUGUGGAUACUUCCCUGAUAAGAAAAAGCAAUGUCAAUAUGCCUGACCAGAUGGAUAAUGAUAUUAUCACAGUGGUUGACAGCAUGCCAGGGGGGAGUUAUAACCCAUCCUAUGUUUCUAACGAUUCUUCCAGUCUCAGUCCCAGGACUCUAAUUGACAACCCAAGUAAAGAAAUUGGCCAUGACAGCCAGAUCACACUGCAUGGCACACUGGAGAUCAUCAACACAGAGAACGUGACACCCAGUUUUCAACAUCAAAUCGACAGUUCUGUAGAUGUCAUGCUGAGUCCACCUUUACAGGCAGAUAUCCCAUUUGAAGAUGAUGCAGAGUCUGAGGCUGCCCCUUCGGAGGAGAAAAUUGGCGAUAGUGAGGUGCAAAAGGGAAAACGGAGGCAGAGCAAGAGGGCUAAAUGGCCAGCUAUUAUUAAGGAUGGGAAAGUCAUUUGCAGAAGGUGCUUCAGAGAGUUCUCAAGUACCAAGUCUCUUGGAGGUCACUUAUCCAAGCGCUCACAGUGUAAACCACUGGAUGAAGUAGACCUGACUGCUGAUUUGCCAACAUCAUUUCUUGACUUUCUCAAUGAUCCUCAUGUUCCUGACACUAAUGGAGCAAUUUAUAAUAUGUCAAAUGGGGAUUAUACGCAGGAAACUCUCAAUGUUCCUACUGCAAAGGCUUCUGAAAUUGGCCAACAGGAAGCACAGAAACCCCUGGAUUCCCUUCCAACUUCUGGUGGCCAUGCCUCCCACACCACAGAGUUCAAUGGAAGCCUGGCUGUUAACACCGGGUCUGAUACACCCUCUAAUGCAGCAUGUCCAGAGACCAAGCUCAUGGAGAUUCAAAACGCUUUUCAGAAGUUGGAUCUAGUUGAGGCGGCUCGUGAGAAAAUGCUGGAGAAAAGCUUGACAGAGCAGACUCUCAGUCGCAACGAUGCAGUCUCAGAAAAUCUUAAAAGCGUGACUCCAAAAGUGAAGGUCAAAAAAGAAGUGGAACAUCGGGAAAAGGGCCCCAAGCCUUUUAAGUGUGAACAGGAUAACUGUGAGUAUGGAUGCAUGACAAAAGAGGCAUUAUUUAAACACCUUAGCAAGAUGCACGAUUACUCUAAUGAGAUGAUUGAGGAAUUGAAGAAAACCCCAGUCAAAUUAGCUCCAUAUACUUGUCAGAUUUGCCCAAAAACGUUCACACGAAGUACCGGCCUUAGAAUACAUUAUGAAAAUGUUCACCGCCUGUCAAAAGAUGAGAUACUAAAGUUGAAGUUGGGUCUUCGCAAGAAACGGUCAAGUAAUCCAAGCACAGACACAGAGCCAGAGAGUAGUAAUAGUCAUGACAAUGGGCCCUCAGUAGGGUCAUCUAUAAUAAAACAAGAGCCACUUGACAUUGCUAUUGCUGGUCUUAUGGAAGGCAUGGAUCAGGAGGGAAGUGCCCUGGAAGACAUCCCAGCAGGAAAUGCAGAACCCGAUCCCACGCAGCAAGUUAUAGUUGGGCAGGUGCAGCCAACAGAGAGAAGUCCAAUAAAUUAUGACAGUUCAUCAUCUGACUUGGCAUCAAAAUUCAAAACUGGGCAAACCCCAGAGGAGAGAACUGAGACGGUCCAGCAAGCUGACCACACUCCAAAGGUGGAGCAGAAGGUAGAUAAAAUAAACAUUGUAGCAGAGAGUGAGAUCAAGUCGGAACCUUCAGCUCUGAGUCGGACAACAGAGGCAGUGCCCAGCCAGCAGGACCAGAACCCCUCCCAAGAAAGACCAAGCAGCUCAAAAGGCACACCAUCUAAAGAUAAGGGUCGAGUCAAAAAGAGGGAAAAAGGCAAAAGGAUAAGCCUUAAAAUAUGUGAGGGUGACAUUUCAUUCAGCCCCUAUAGACCAUACCGCUGUGUUCAUGAAGGGUGCUCUGCAGCGUUCACCAUCCAGCAGAAUCUAAUCCUCCAUUACAGGGCUAUGCAUCAGUCAUCCCUCCCUCAAGGGGAAGUCUGUGCAGAGAAGGCUGAUGCCACUAGUGAACAAGAUGCUGAGGUCAAUGACAGUGAAGUCCGGUGUCAAGUGAAAGAUUGCUCGAGGAUAUUCCAGGGAAUCACAAGAUUGAUUCAACAUUACCUAUUACUGCAUAAAUUCACCCGUGACAAAGCUACCGCCAUGAUGUCUAGCAUGAAGGUAGGGACGUUCGAGUGCGACAGGUCACAAUGUACGCUCUUCUUUGAUUCUGUGGAUAAAUACAUUGAGCACAUAAAGAACUUUCACAAGGAAAUUAAUAUCUCAGAGAGUGGAACUGUGGAUCAGACAUUUAAAUGUGAGCAUGAGGAUUGUGAUCGUGUCUACACCACGCGGUCAAACCUUCUUCGUCACCUCAUGAAAAAACAUGAUUUUGUGUGUGAUGUUAAGACACAGCAUGUUAAAACAGAAGAAGUCAGUCCAAAUCACGGCAAAGAGAAUAUUGAAAGUAAAUUUAAAAUAAAGAAGAAAAUUGCAAAGAAGAAAGAUGGUAGAACACCGGAACAUUGGACUAGCUUUGGCAAGCCUUCUCUGAAAUCCCAUGAAGAAGCAUCUGCCAUGUGCACCAAAAAGUCAUCUUUGCAAUACCCCUGUAUGAUAAAAGGCUGUGAUGCAGUCGAACGGGCUGAAAGGAAUAUAUUCAGACAUUACACCACUCACGGCCUAACAGAACGGUACAUUGAGGAUCAGAGAAGCCAAUUCAUUUUCUGUAAAAAGCUCUCACGUUCAAGGUUCAAAGAUGCUAACAAAUCCGAGGGCAUGUCUACAAGCUCAUCUUCAGAGCAGUCAGGCCCUGAUGAGAGUGGCGCUGAGAGUUCAAAGGUCAUUAGUCAGGAGCAGGAGUCAUUGGAGGGCGUCAUCCAGGAUGAGACCAAGCUAUCAAACGACGAGAGCUCCGAGUCCAUCGCGUCCACAGGGGAGGAGAAGAAACGGAGAGGUCGUCCCCGGAAGAAACCAGCCUGCACAGAAAAGAGGUCAACACCGAGAACUCGCUCGACUGUUAUGUCUGAAAACUCUGAUCCCGGCACUACUGGACUCAUAGAGGAGCAGCCUGAGCAGGAAGAGUCUGUUAAGCCUCUCAGAUUUGACAAAUCUUUCCUCCAGUUUCUGGACACCACAGAAUCUCCCGACACUCCGAAAAGGAAAAUGACUGAAGGCUCUGCAACCGAGCUGCCUUUGAAACGGCAACGAACUUUACAGCAGAAAACUGUUAACAUCAUGAACAAAAUACCUGACGAAUUCAAAAUCUGCCAAAACCUUGUUGACUUUAGAAACCCUCUAAAUCUCAAAUCGGUGACUAAUGUUAAGAUUGUAAUGGAUAAAACAUUUUCAGAUGGUGCUGAACAUUUGUUAAAACAACUUCAAGACAUGCGACCCAUGGUAAUUAUAAAAAAGUGUCUCUAUAGUUGAUGGAUAGCUCACAGCUGGAUGUUUUUACUCUCCACUCACUCAGGAUUUGAGAAGAAACAUGCUGCAGACAGGUCUGUUCAUAGCGCAUCAGAUUUCCAAUAGUUAGCAGUUUUUGGUCAGGUGACCAUGAAAAUAUUUUAUACUUAUGAUAUGUAUGCUACAGUCGAUUUUAUUAUGUAUGUUAUUAGUCACAAGAACCAGGUAAUCUAUAGAACAUAGAUUUUAGAACAUGUUUGUAUUUAUGAUGCUUCUAGUACUAAAAUUGUUUUUGCUAAACGGAGAAUUUUAAGCAAAAACAGAAGUCUUUAUAUAUCCCUAUGGGAUUUUUUAAGUUGUGUUUGUAUUUAUUUUUCUUAUAUAUUUUCUUUCCAACACUAGUAUCUGUAAUAUUUACAUGUCUUCCACAAAGUGUUCAAUAAACUGUAACUGGUCGCUUUUGUAAAACUUC
Molecule: messenger RNA, 7555 nt
Organism: Osmerus eperlanus (European smelt)
Lineage: Eukaryota; Metazoa; Chordata; Actinopteri; Osmeriformes; Osmeridae
Gene: znf292a
Product: zinc finger protein 292a
Exons: 8
Coding region: 28-7107 (2359 amino acids)
Biological process (GO): regulation of transcription by RNA polymerase II
Cellular component (GO): nucleus
Molecular function (GO): DNA-binding transcription factor activity, RNA polymerase II-specific; DNA binding
Source: RefSeq, a predicted model, not a curated record